Messenger RNA from Salvia miltiorrhiza (redroot sage), 1319 nucleotides. RefSeq names its product F-box/kelch-repeat protein At3g23880-like. NCBI's taxonomy places the organism in Eukaryota, Viridiplantae, Streptophyta, Magnoliopsida, Lamiales, Lamiaceae. The coding region runs from base 141 to 1250 and encodes 369 amino acids. The transcript has a single exon. Gene Ontology annotation, molecular function: protein binding. The record is from RefSeq and is a predicted model, not a curated record.
ACUUUCCCAAAAAAACAAGGAUAAAAUAACAGAAACAAAUUAUUGGAUUGCCCGAAAGUCAGAACCAAAUAAACCAAUCCCAUCCGACCUCGAAAACACAAAAAAUCCUCAUCACCUUCAGCUCCGAUCCAACCACAAAAAUGGAAGAAACCAACGAUCAAUCCAGGAACACCAAAAUCCGCCGCAAAUCCCACCAUCUCCCCGAAGAAAUCAUCGCCGAAAUCCUCGCGAGGCUCCCCGUCCGAUCCCUCCUCCGAUUCCGCUGCGUCUCCCAAUCAUGGCGCCGCCUCAUCUCCAGCCGCCACUUCUGCGACGCCCAUCUCCAGAUCUCGUCGAAAGAUCCCAACUUUUCCCGCCGGAGAGCGAUCGCCACCGUGUUGCUGCCGUUCUACACCUUGAAGCAGUGCUCCCUGCAUUCCCUCCUGCUGGGGCCGGCCGCGGACGCCGCCGAUUUGGAUUAUCCGAUGAAGAAUCCUCGGAACUCAAUCCGCGUCGUCGGCUGCUGUAAUGGGCUCGUCUGCAUCGCCGUUAACGGCAAGCAUUUCUUCCUCUGGAAUCCCUCCACAAAGAGGCACAAGAAAUUAGCCGAUGCGGAUGAUAGGAUGAAGAGCGGUUUGUUCAUCACCAAAUAUGGAUUCGGAUUCGAUGAGACUAACGAUGAUUACAAGGUCUUGGGGAUCUUGUCCGGAUUCUGCAAUAGCGGCAGGUACGAGAGUGUGGUGAAAAUCUACAGCUUGAGGCGUGAUUCUUGGAAGGUGAUCGAUGCGUUCAAGGAUGGAUUGCCGUUUGAUGAUAACGGCAAGUUUGUGAGUGGGAAGCUUCAUUGGGGGAGGAGGUUUGGGAUGGAGUCGAAGUGGGAUAUUGUGUGCUUGGAUUUAGGGAGUGAGUCGUGCGUGAGUGUGAAUCAGCCGAGCUACUUGGAUGGCGGCUUCAUCCCGUCGUUAGGGGUGAUUUGGGGAAGCCUUUGUGUGAUGUGUGAUUUCCCUAAGGUUAGUGUGGAUGUGUGGGUUUUGAAGGAUUCUUGGAUGAAAUUGGUGGUGCUUCCAUAUUUUGAUGAUCCAUGGAAAGGCCCUUACUCCACGCCAUUGUGCAUUGGAGGAAAGGGUGAAAUCUUGUUGGUUUAUGGCUCCGCUUUUAUCGUCUAUAAUCCCAAACAGGCUUCAUUUAGGCGUCCCAAGAUAACAAAUAUAGGCACUUUUCUUGAGGCCGAUGUCUAUGUUGAAAGUUUAGUCCCACUUGAUGGUUACUGAAAAAUGUAAAAUAAUGUCAUUAUUAUGAAAUUUAAUAAAAUAGUCCAAAAGUAAAAAAUUAUUUGAUAA